Durusdinium trenchii is the source of this 705-nucleotide messenger RNA. Lineage: Eukaryota; Dinophyceae; Suessiales; Symbiodiniaceae. The record is from the annotation of a GenBank genome assembly.
AUGGUUGUAAGACGAGGCGGCCUAUUCUUGUCUCAGAUUGGGAGGAGACGACCCUUCCUUUUUGGCGUGGCUGUAUCAGCUGUGAAAACCUGCGCCUCGGACUUUUUUGCCCAGAAAGUGGUGGAGCAGCGUGAGCAGGUCGAUCUGCGCCGCAACUUUAUUUUCUUCAUGUGGGGCUUGCUUUACCUUGGAGGCGUGCAAUAUUUUGUCUAUGUGCACCUCUUCGCCCGGCGCUGGUUCCCGGACGCCAUGAGCUUCGCGGCCAAGAGCUGGCGAGAGAAGUUGGCCGAUCGCCAGGGACAGCGUACGGUGCUGAAGCAGGUGUUCUUGGAUCAGUUCGUGCAUCAUCCCUUCAUACUCUUCCCGGCCUUCUACCAGGUGAAGGAGUUCAUCGAGGGCGGCACAGCUUCUGAAGGUUGGCGAAAGUUUCGUCAGAAUCAAGUGGAAGAUCUCAAGCUCACCUGGUCUGUAUGGAUCCCUGUCUUUAUGCUGAACUUUUCCUUUAGUCCAAUUUGGAUGCGAGUGCCUGUUGUGGCCAUCGUUUCCUUCGGUGGUCCCAGCACAGUUUUUUGUUGCAAUGCUUGUUCGUUGAAAGAAAGAGAGAGAGAGAGAGGGAUAGACAGACCGACGGACGGACGGACAGACAGACAGACAGAGAGGGAGAGAUGGAGCGGGGAUGCUAGAAAGUUCAAGGUCGACGUCUGA